AUGGCGGCGCAAUGUGCUCGUUCCGCGCUGCAGGCGGGGCGAUGUGCGCGUUCCGCGCUGCAGGCGGCGCAAUGUGCGCGUUCCGCGCUGCAGGCGGGGCGAUGUGCGCGUUCCGCGCUGCAGGCGGGGCGAUGUGCGCGUUCCGCGCUGCAGGCGGGGCGAUGUGCGCGUUCCGCGCUGCAGGCGGGGCGAUGUGCUCGUUCCGUGCUGCAGGCGGGGCGAUGUGCGCGUUCCGCGCUGCAGGCGGGGAGAUGUGCUUGUUCCGCGCUGCAGGCGGGGCAAUGUGCUUGUUCCGCGCUGCAGGCGGGGCGAUAUGCUCGUUCCGCGCUGCAGGCGGCGCGAUGUGCUCGUUCCGCGCUGCAGGCGGCGCAAUGUGCACGUUCCGCGCUGCAGGCGGGGCGAUGUGCGCGUUCCGCGCUGCAGGCGGCGCAAUGUGCUCGUUCCGCGCUGCAUGUGGCGCAAUGUGCGCGUUCCGCGCUGCAGGCGCGGCGUGUUGCUUCUUUCCUGAUUCCCGCCCUUUUCUGCCGGUUUCCCGCCUUGUACGAAGAACGUAUGACCGUGGCGCCGCCGCCCGCCUCUCAGCCAAUCACGGAUGGCCACGUGGCGGGGCAGGUGGGCAACGGCGCGGCGAGGAGAGAGGCACGAGGGAGGGAGGCGAGGGAGAUUGCCUCCACACUCACCACCUCUGCUCCCCACACUCACCAUCCCCCCCCACUUAUCACCACUCUUCACCUUCCCCCACCACCGCUCCCCUUUAUUCACCUUUCCCCACUGCUCCCCAGCACUCAUCUCUGCUCCCCUGCGCUCACCUCUGCUCCCCUGCGCUCACCUCUGCUCCCCUGCGCUCACCUCUGCUCCCCUGCGCUCACCUCUGCUCCUCUGCUCCCCUGCACUCACCUCUGCUCCCCUGCACUCACCUCUGCUCCCCUGCACUCACCUCUGCUCCCCUGCACUCACCUUUACUGUUCACCCACUUUUCACACCACCGUUUCCCCGUCCCCCACUGUUCACGCCAUUGUUUCCCCGUCCCCCACUGUUCACGCCAUUGUUUCCCCGUCCCCAAAUGUUCACACCACUGUUUCUCCGUCCCCCGUUGUUCACACCACGGUUUUUUCCCCACUGUUCACCCACCUUUUGUUCCCUCUGUUCCCUCUGUUCACCCCUCUGCCAUCCCCGCUUGCUCGCCAUGCUCCCCGCACUCACUUGCUAUGCUCCUCCCCUCCCCCCACUCACUCAUUGCCCGAAACAUCCAGCCAGCACUCAUCUCUGCUCCCCUGCGCUCACCUCUGCUCCCCUGCGCUCACCUCUGCUCCCCUGCGCUCACCUCUGCUCCCCUGCGCUCACCUCUGCUCCCCUGCGCUCACCUCUGCUCCCCUGCGCUCACCUCUGCUCCCCUGCGCUCACCUCUGCUCCCCUGCACUCAUCUCUGCUCCCCUGCGCUCACCUCUGCUCCCCUGCGGUCACCUCUGCUCCCCUGCGCUCACCUCUGCUCCCCUGCGCUCACCUCUGCUCCCCUGCGCUCACCUCUGCUCCCCUGCGCUCACCUCUGCUCCCCUGCGCUCACCUCUGCUCCCCUGCACUCACCUCUGCUCCCCUGCACUCACCUCUGCUCCCCUGCACUCACCUCUGCUCCCCUGCACUCACCUUUACUGUUCACCCACUUUUCACACCACCGUUUCCCCGUCCCCCACUGUUCAUGCCAUUGUUUCCCCGUCCCCCACUGUUCACGCCAUUGUUUCCCCGUCCCGAAAUGUUCACACCACUGUUUCUCCGUCCCCCGUUGUUCACACCACGGUUUUUUCCCCACUGUUCACCCACCUUUUGUUCCCUCUGUUCCCUCUGUUCACCCCUCUGCCAUCCCCGCUUGCUCGCCAUGCUCCCCGCACUCACUUGCUAUGCUCCCUCCCCCCACUCACUCAUUGCCCAAAACAGCCAGCCAGUACCCCUUGUUUGCUCUUCGGUGAAGGGGGUGGUGGGUGUGGUGCUCACAGAGAAGGGUGUGCAGAAAGAGGCGGUAGGGGGAAAAACAUUGAUCGGUGUGGGAGCGUGAGGUGGAGCACGUGUCCGGAGGAGAGCUGCAGCGCUUUGCCAGUUGGAGUGGUGGGGGUGCAGCUGGGAGACAGACAUCUACAUGUGUGGGAGCGUGAGGUGGAGCAUCUGUCAGGAGGCGAGCUGCAGCGGUUUGCCAUUGGAGUGGUGGCGGGGCAGCUGGGAGACAUCUACAUGUUCGAUGAGCCUUCCAGCUACCUGGACGUGCGGCAGCGAUUGAAGGCAGCGCAGGUCAUCCGCUCGCUGCUGCGCCCCGACAGAUACGUGAUUGUGGUGGAGCGUGACCUGAAUACGUCAUUGUGGUGGAGCACGAUCUCAGUGUGCUUCGACUAUCUCUCGGACUUCAUCUGCUGCCUCUACGGCAAGCCCGGUGCCUACGGGGUGGUCACGCUGCCCUUCUCCGUGCGAGAGGGCAUCAACAUCUUCCUGGCUGGCUUCGUGCCAACCGAGAACCUGCGCUUCCGAGACGAGUCGCUCACAUUCAGGGGGACGAAAACCCCGGUGGAUAAUCCUGAGGAGGGAGGCCAAGACGUACAGUCGGUUCGGUACAGGUAUUUGGGCAUGAUCAAGAAGCACGGCGGGUUCAACCUCCUCCUUCCCCUCCCUCACUCCAUUCUUUCACCCCCCUUCAUUCCAUCUCAGGUGGCUGAAACCCCGGUGGAUAAUCCUGAAGAGGCCAAGACGUACACGCGGUGGCUGAAACCCCGGUGGAUAAUCCUGAAGAAGCCAAGACGUACACGCGCUACAAUCGAUAACCCUGAAGAGGCCAAGACGUACACGCGCUACAAGUACCCGCGCAUGGUCAAGAAGCAGGGCGGAUUCAAGCUGACGGUGGAACCUGGUGACUUCACGGACUCACAGAUCGUGGUGAUGCUGGGGGAGAACGGCACCGGCAAGACCACCUUUAUCCGCAUGCUGGUAGGGAAGCUGUCUCUCAUGGCUUGCACGUCUCUUUGGCUCUCUCUCCUCCCUGUCCCUUCCAUGAUCCAUCUUCCAUCCCUCCUCUCUCCCUUCCAGGCGGCUCUCUCAAGGCCGGACCCAGAUGAGGAAACCGGCAAGGAGGCCCAAGAUCCAGACGAGGAGACCGGGAAAGAAGCUGAGGACCUCCCGGAGUUCAACGUGUCGUUCAAGCCGCAGAAGAUCAGCCGCAAGUUCCCCCUCUCAUACCCUCUCGCUGACCCGGACGAGGAGACCGGCAAGGAGGCCGAGGACCUCCCGGAGUUCAACGUGUCGUACAAGCCGCAGAAGAUCUCCCCCAAGUUCCCCCACAGCGUGCGCGCGCUGCUGCACUCCAAGAUCCGAGACUCGUUCCACCACCCAGCAGUUCAACACCGACGUGCUGCGCCCCAUGCAGAUCGACCCGCUCCUGGACCAGGAGGUGGUGAAUUUGUCGGGUGGUCUGAGGCGGUUUUGGGGCGGUUUUGGGGUGGUUUGGGGGCGGUUUUGGGGUGGUUUUGGGGCGGUUUUGGGACGGUUUUGGGGCGGCUCAGAAGUUGUCUCAUGCAGAUCGACCCCCUGCUCGACCAGGAGGUGGUGAAUUUGUCAGGAGGAGAGCUGCAGCGCGUGGCUAUUUCCCUCUGCCUUGGGAAGCCUGCCGACAUCUACCUCAUAGACGAGCCCUCGGCCUAUCUGGAUUCGGAGCAGCGCAUCGUGGCAGCCAAGCCUGCCGACAUCUACCUGAUUGAUGAACCCUCAGCCUACUUGGAUUCAGAGCAGCGCAUUGUGGCGGCCAAGGUGAUCAAGCGCUUCAUCCUGCACGCCAAGAAGACGGCGUUUGUGGUGGAGCACGACUUCAUCAUGGCCACGUACCUGGCGGACCGCGUCAUCGUGUACGAGGGGCAGCCGUCGGUGGACUGCACGGCGCGCACGCCCCAGUCGCUCAACAGCGGCAUGAACCUCUUCCUCUCGCAACUGGACAUCACGUUCCGGCGCGACCCCACCAACUUUCGGCCGCGCAUCAACAAGAUGGAUUCUGUCAAGGACCGCGAGCAGAAGAAUGCCGGCACCUACUACUACCUGGACGACUGA
Closterium sp. NIES-65 is the source of this 4077-nucleotide messenger RNA. The record is from the annotation of a GenBank genome assembly. Lineage: Eukaryota; Viridiplantae; Streptophyta; Zygnematophyceae; Desmidiales; Closteriaceae.